This is a messenger RNA of Trematosphaeria pertusa, 1741 nucleotides long. RefSeq names its product kinase-like protein. Gene Ontology annotation, biological process: protein autophosphorylation; autophagy; peptidyl-serine phosphorylation. Lineage: Eukaryota; Fungi; Ascomycota; Dothideomycetes; Pleosporales; Trematosphaeriaceae. Gene Ontology annotation, cellular component: autophagosome; cytoplasm. Gene Ontology annotation, molecular function: protein serine/threonine kinase activity; ATP binding. The transcript is spliced from 4 exons. Bases 180 to 1646 code for a protein of 488 amino acids. The record is from RefSeq and is a predicted model, not a curated record.
UUCCAUUCUCUACAGGAGGGGUAACUGAUCGGUGGGUAUCCUGGGGUCCGCCGCGCCCGGGUUUCGCUUGGAAUCAUCACCUACAUAGUGAAGACGAAGUUUACCAGUACCAUGUCCUCCAGGAUUGGGCUUUGCCGGAUCACUAUCUUACUCGUCGGCCUGACAAGGUUCUUUUCCGAAUGCGGAGGCUGGAAGAGACAGGUUUCAUCGCAGGCCUGAAGAACUAUUGGGAAACAUGGAAUGAUUGCGCAAUCACAGAAGAGGAGAACACAGGCCACCUGCUCCUGCUCGAAACCAUUCCCGGUAUUCGUUACCGCAGUCGAAGGAAGCACCAGGAUGAGCACGCCGCUAGACAGUACUUUCGUAACGUCGUAGAGGCUAACGCAAACGGCACGCUGGAUCGACCGUUUCCUGGCGAACUCACUGGAAAUGACCCAGCGCAGAUCCUCCAAUUCCAGCACUCGCUUCGACUCAUACCAGAAGAGCAGCUUUCUGGCAUAGACUGGGAAAACCCUUUGGGAGCUGGUCAAAACGGUCGAGUAUUCAAGGCGAUAUGGAACAGGCCUCAUGAAGUUCUAGAGCAAGGGCCUGAUCAUAAAGCUGUCCUCGACGUCGUUUUGAAAGAAGUACUCCCUCGCCAAGGAUCCACGGAAAACCCCUUGAAGAAACUACUCAAAGAGCUUUAUCCCACGUAUAUCAGCCUGGGCUCAAAGCCGGUAGCGUGCAUUGACUUCCUGGGUAUUGCACGUCUGGCCGGCGGCCAGAAGGAGCAUUCGGACUCCUCGCGCGCCGCGACCGACAAAUACUAUCUUGUCUUCGAGCGAGCCACGGAAGGCAGCCUUCUGGUUUUCCUAGAGAAUGAACUUCGAGGGAAACGGUUCUUCAAAGCAUGGGACAAUGUCAUCAAUGCUAUAACAUCUAUAGCAUCCGGGUUGGCAACUCUCCAUAAACACAGUGUGUUACAUCGAGACCUCCAUGACGAAAACAUCUUGGUAACCCUUCGAGAGUACCCCAACGACCCUCAUCAGUUCGAAUACAAGGUCAUGCUCUCCGAUGUCGGAGAAGGCAAGAUGCUGUUCCCGUCUGCCGCGGACCCAGAUCUCCCGGAAGGGUAUUACGCAAGCUACGGAAACCCGGAGUAUCGCGCACCAGAGGUGCAAGGACCCUCUGGCUGGACUGAAGCUGCAGACGUGUGGUCAUUUGGCGUGAUUGCUGUUAAGCUACUGGAAAUGCGGCGCUCUAUUUGCGACGGCUCAUGCGCUAUCCCACCUUGGGUCCUUGAGGAGGUCCAGGAAGAGUACCCUGACAAGGAUUUCUCGCACACGUCUCGAGAUAUGGGGUUCAUUGUCCCACUGUCACUGAAGCGAGUCUUGGAGCCCUGUUUGAGACAUAAUCCAAACGAACGACCGGCUGCGCAUGCGGCGGCUAUGAGCCUGGAUGAGGUGAGUAUGGAGUUCUUCAACGACGAUGAGGAAGAAAAAGAAAAAAACCGGGAUGUGAAAUGGACGUACUGGGACUGGCGUACGACGAAAGCGGCCGGACGGACAGGCAAGGGCUUGGUACUGGGCAAGGUGAAGGAGAGCCUCGGUUCUCCUCUAGAUGCUAUUGAGGAACUAAGUCUGGGUAAAGAGCUGGAUCUAGAUUAAAUUAUCCACAUUAGAGUACUCACUACUGCACAAGAGAAGUGAAAAGAGGAGAGCUAAAAGAAAGACAUGCGUAACUUGGCAGCCACCUCUUUAUA